UUCGGGCAGCACCUCCUCCAGCAACUUGUCUUCAACUUUUAUGACAGCCGCCACUUCCUUUCAAUACCCGCCACGAUCUAUCGUCUCCCAAAUCUUGCAAUCCAUCGCGACACCGCAGCUGCUCCCUAUAUCCGCUAGCCGACGAGCAGAUCCUGCCGGUCCCUUGAUCGUCUUUGUCACUGUGUCUGACAGCUCGCCCCCCUGUGACUGCAUUUCUGGGCCCCUCGCGGUCAAUAGAUACCGUCGGCAGGCGCCCUGUUCGACCCGAAAUAAACCACUCGACCUCAGCCCGAUCCGAGAUCCCCCUCCGUCGCCGACCGAGAAUCAAUAACAGCAACUACCAUGGACGGCAAACGCCAUCUCUCGUCGUUCCAGCAGUUGGAGAAGCUUGGAGAGGGCACAUACGCGACUGUCUUCAAAGGGCGCAACCGACAGACUGGAGAAUUCGUCGCGCUCAAGGAGAUUCAUCUCGAUUCCGAGGAAGGAACACCUAGCACCGCCAUCCGCGAGAUUUCGCUCAUGAAAGAACUCAAACACGAGAACAUUGUCGCGCUACAUGAUGUGAUCCACACGGAGAACAAGCUCAUGCUGGUGUUUGACUACAUGGACGGCGAUUUGAAGAAAUACAUGGACACCAAGGGCGACCGUGGAGCCCUCCAGCCUAUGCUCAUCAAGUCCUUCAUGUACCAGCUGCUGAAGGGUAUCGACUUCUGCCACAAGAAUAGGGUCCUCCACAGGGAUCUGAAGCCUCAGAACCUUCUGAUCAACAGCAAGGGCCAGUUGAAGCUGGGUGACUUUGGUCUGGCCAGAGCGUUCGGCAUACCGGUUAAUACCUUCAGCAACGAGGUCGUCACACUGUGGUAUCGAGCCCCCGACGUCCUUCUGGGAAGCCGCACAUACAACACCAGCAUCGACAUCUGGUCUGCAGGAUGCAUCAUGGCGGAGAUGUACACAGGCCGGCCGUUGUUCCCGGGCACCACCAACGAGGAUCAGAUCACAAGAAUCUUCAGGAUCAUGGGAACCCCAACGGAGCGUACAUGGCCCGGAAUCACUCAGUUCCCAGAGUAUAAGCCAAACUUCCAGAUGUACGCCACUCAGGACCUGCGCCAGAUCCUCCCCAUGAUCGACGCAGCAGGCAUUGAUCUCCUGCAAAAGAUGCUGCAGCUGCGCCCGGAGCUUCGAAUUAGUGCCGCAGACGCCCUGCAGCAUCACUGGUUCAGCGACCUGAUAGUGCAGCAGCACCAGCAGCAGCAACGGGCGAUGCAGGCACAGGCGCAAGCCAGGGCCUACACGCAAGUGCCAUCUCAGGGUGUUCCGUCACAAGGCUAUGAAAACUACUAGGAUGAGACUGUCAACACUGACACUCGAGAUUACCUCAGUCCGAUGACAUCUGUGAACAAGGUUCGCACCAUUUAGCACCCUUGCUCUCUGCUGUCUGCUGCUGGUGUCCACCAGAACCUGAUGAAGGGCUUGACAACCCCUUGCUGUCAAGACCUAGACUUUCAUUUACGCCCACGUUGGCAGCUGCCCAAAGGGCAACAAACUACGAUCGCUGAGCUACGUCGCUCAGGGCGGGAGGCACGAGCGCUUCCAGGGCCAGGAUGAGCCUUUGAUCGCCGGGCUUUCGAAGGGGCGGGAGUGAACGGUACGACCAGCUUUCUGGCAGAGGCACUACACGCGGCGGGAUCAUAAUCACCUUCGACUCGCGGCCCAAUCUUGGCCCCCAUUUUCAAUAGUCUUGGGAGCUCUAGAAGCACGCGGAGAAAGACCCAGGGUCAGUCAUAGACUGUUCAACUGUGCCUUGCUCGUUGCAAAACAUCACACUCCUACCCACGAAGCACAUGCAAUCUCCCCUCCAACCUGAUGUUCUAUAAUCGCUAGCAAUAGGCGCAGGUGGCUGAGAGAUACGGCUUGGUAACUUGUUUCCCCAGCGUGAUGCAUUCAUCUUCUGGGCAGGAACACCGAGAAGUAAUCUGGUGGGCAGCCGGAUUGGGAAGCGUGGGGAUGUUUAGCAAAGAUUCAGCGUAUCAAUUCAAAGUUUCAAUUUGACUGGGCAGCUAUUACGAAGUGCCUAACAAGUGCCUGAUGAGCUGGCACAAAAUCGGGUCAGAUUUCUUGGGAUGACCGACUGCCAGAAAGGGGG
Diaporthe batatas is the source of this 2143-nucleotide messenger RNA. RefSeq lists its product as uncharacterized. Bases 343 to 1341 code for a protein of 332 amino acids. The record is from RefSeq and is a predicted model, not a curated record. The transcript has 2 exons. Lineage: Eukaryota; Fungi; Ascomycota; Sordariomycetes; Diaporthales; Diaporthaceae. Gene Ontology annotation, cellular component: nucleus; cytoplasm. Gene Ontology annotation, biological process: protein phosphorylation. Gene Ontology annotation, molecular function: cyclin-dependent protein serine/threonine kinase activity; ATP binding.